AUGGUGCAACAAGUUAUUGACCUUGUCGUCUUGCUAUUAAAGGUGCUGGUCGGCUGCAUCGUGGGAAGCAUCCGCGCCUUCCUUCCAAAUGGUAUCCUGCCCAGAAAGAAGGUUCAAGAUGACGUCGUACUCAUCACAGGCGCCGGAAGUGGACUCGGUCGGCUUCUGGCAGUUGAGUUUGGCAAGCUCGGCGCGCAACUGGUCCUUUGGGACAUCAACGAAUCUGGGAAUCUGGAGACCCAAAAGAUGCUGCAGAAGCAAAAUGUCAAGGUCCACGCGUACACGGUGGACCUUUCGGAUCGAAAAUCAGUCAACGCAACGUCAAAACAGACACUCGCUGAUGUUGGCCGCGUCGACAUCCUUAUCAACAAUGCCGGGAUCGUGACGGGGAAGAAGCUUUUCGACUGCCCCGAUGAGCUGAUGGAAAAGACGGUGGCCGUAAACUCAACAGCCCACUUCUUCACCGCCAAGAACUUUUUGCGAGGAAUGCUUGAUCGAGACCAUGGGCAUGUCGUGACACUGGCGUCUAUGGCCGGAAAGACUGGUGUCGCAGGAUUGGUUGACUAUUGCGCCUCGAAACAUGCGGCCGUUGGCUUCCACGAAUCGCUCACAUCCGAGAUCCGCCACCUGGGCAAGCAGGGCGUGCAGACGACGUGUGUCUGCCCCUUCUACAUUGACACUGGAAUGUUUGAUGGCGUUGUGUCAAAAUCACCAGUCCUGUUGCCAAUCCUACAGCCGGAAUACGUCGUCGAAUGCAUCAUGGAGGCCGUGCUCACCGGCCGCGAAUAUCUCAUCCUGCCCCGCUUCUGCUACUUUGCCGUCUUUGCCCACGGCGUUCUCCCCUCCAACGUUUUCUCCAUGAUCUCCAAAUAUUUUGGCAUCGACGCGGCUAUGGAUUCUUUCUUGCCUUCUGCCGCGUACGCCGCUGUGAUGGACUACUUCGGCGCCAACGAGACGAUGGACCACUUUGUCGGCCGGAACAAGCCGAAGUCCAAG
Mesorhabditis spiculigera is the source of this 996-nucleotide messenger RNA. The record is from the annotation of a GenBank genome assembly. Lineage: Eukaryota; Metazoa; Nematoda; Chromadorea; Rhabditida; Rhabditidae.